Messenger RNA from Strongylus vulgaris, 228 nucleotides. NCBI's taxonomy places the organism in Eukaryota, Metazoa, Nematoda, Chromadorea, Rhabditida, Strongylidae. The record is from the annotation of a GenBank genome assembly.
GUGGCUACAAGUGUAACCUCGAAGUGCGUUGAAUGGUUGGGAGGUGUAGGUUUUACGAAAGAGUACCCUGUGGAAAAGUUCUAUCGCGACGCCAAAAUUGGUAAGGAUUUUCAUUUUACUUUCAAAAAGUUUGAUAUGUUCCUAGGAACCAUAUACGAAGGGACGUCAAACAUUCAACUGAAUACUAUUGCCAAACUUAUCGACAUCGAAUAUCAGCACCAUGCAUGA